AUGGAUGCUCAGGAACCAAAGCCGGCUGAAGACGCGACCACGCCCUCUGGCUCCCCCGUGGACGCCGAACCCAAAACCUCGACGCCUCCGACGACGUUCCUCCAGCGCACCAAGCAAUAUGUGCACCGUUUCCUGACAAAGAACAUCUGGGCCAAGGACGGCCGCAACCGCAAACAUGUUCCGCACAUGUCUGUAUGGAUUGCCGGAGUUCGCGUCUUGCAACUGCUCCUCGCCAUAGCCACACUGGCUCUGACUGCAUAUGGGGUGGCCACCAUACAAAAGGCCGUUGGGUAUAGGAGGAUCACGGUACGACAGAUCUCCAUUCGCGAUCCUACAGGCAAAUCCAGUCAAGAAAGCUGGCUGACUCUCUGGAAGAACUGGAGCGGGUCCGAGGGGUAUCCUUUUGCAUGGUUCGCCUUCUCCUGGACCCUCGUCUACCUGGCGUGGCUCGGUACAGCAGUUCUCGUUCUCCCCAUCAUGUACAACUGUUGGGUUCACCUUGGUCUUGAAAUCCUGAGCCUAGUGUUCUGGCUCAUCGUGACAUCACUUCUCGCCAGCCACUCGGAUGACCUUGAUUCCAUCGAUGCCUAUGUUACUGGCCUCGGCCCUGAGUAUAAGAAACAUUAUAAUGAGUUCAUCCAGGAAUAUGCCCGCGGAUUUGUCGUGGCAACCUUCGCAGCCACCGGCGUGGCAACUGCCAAUUUUCUCCUCUUUGUUGUCACGGUCGCUCGAUUCGGUCGUGCUCUCCAUGACAUGCGCCAAAAGUCGAACGCCAGCACCAAGUCCCAGACGACGACGCAAGCUUCUGAGGCGGAUAAAACUGUCACAUCGCCACACAUGACACACGCCAUGGCUGCUUAUCCACCAUGGGCUCACUACCCACCUCACCCUCACUACCCAUACUACGGGGCGCCUUACCCCCCUCAAUCCACCUCGUCCAACUCACCUGACGGACAGUCUGUGCCACCGGGUCCUCAUCCUUACAUGCCGGCCUAUUUCCCCAUGCCCAUGCACCCCUAUCCUCAGGGGUAUCCGACGCCAACCCAACAGGGACCUCACCAAGAUUCACCUGAUCCGCAGGACCCGAACCGACAAGUCACAGCUUCACCGGGUGGUGCCUCACAACACACGCCGUGGCCACCGCAUUCCCCGCACUACGGUCCCCCAGGCUCCAUCUGGCCGCAACACAGCUACAGCAUGUACCAGCAGCAGGUGCCAAUAGCAGCGCAGCACACGGGCCAGUCACAGCCAGGGUUCGGCUCGCCACAGUUCCCAAUGGUCGCGCCAAUGGCCACGACGAAGACUGAUCUUCAGGGCAUUCCCCCAGCCCCGUCGGCACUGGGCUCUGUGCUAGCACAUACAAGACCAGGCCUACCAGCAGAGCUCAACGACGGACAGCUUGGCGACGAGCACAUGCCCGCUGAGCUGUCUUCUCAUGACCACCCACCACCGCCACAAGUGCCGCCACCGCCACCAACUGAGCCUCUGGAAACGAUGCGACCAGCGCAGGAGGAGCUGCCGGGGAACGAAGCACCGACGGAGCAGCCAUCAGCAGCAGAGACGCCCAAAGAAGAAGAGGUACCGAGGUAG
This is a messenger RNA of Verticillium alfalfae VaMs.102, 1590 nucleotides long. RefSeq lists its product with no specific name. The transcript has 5 exons. The record is from RefSeq and is a predicted model, not a curated record. The coding region runs from base 1 to 1590 and encodes 529 amino acids. NCBI's taxonomy places the organism in Eukaryota, Fungi, Ascomycota, Sordariomycetes, Glomerellales, Plectosphaerellaceae.